AUGCCGAGCUGCCUCCCCGCCAUCCCGGGGGCCGCUGCCCCCCCAGCCCGGCUCCGCAGCCCCACGUGCUUUCCCGGCAGAGCCGCUCCGCCGCCGCCGCUUUCGCUUUCGGGCGCGGCGCCGCCGCUGCCGCUGUCCCGCGGGGAACCGCAGCGGGGCCAGGUGAGCGCGGGGGACGGGGACAUCGCGCUGGGCACCCCGGGGAGGGACGGGGCGAGGCGUCGUGCUGGGAACCCCACGAGGGGGUGGCUGGACACCAACUUCUGCCAGGUGCAAAGCAGGCUGAAAUUUCCCUUCACCCUUUCUGCUGGGAGAUGGCCACUGCAGCAAUACAGAUGUCAGUCAACUGCUUCUCCCUGGCUGGUGCCAGAAGAUUGCCCCUGUCCUUCACAGUCCUGCUGUCAGGCACUGUGCAGAAAAGGACUGCCACCCUUGCACGCUCAUGACUAGGCUCAGAUCUCUACUCUAAACUCAGGAGUAAAACCCCCAUUUCAGAACGAUGACCUAGACCUGCUGGCAGCUGUAGCAAGAGCCCGUCCCCAGCUCGUGGAGUUCCUCACUCACUGUCCCGACUGGCUGCUCUCGACUGCCCGGCGCUGCGUCCCUGAGGCAGCCCUGAGCAGCCUGGGGGACAUCACCAACCCCAGAGAAAAAAUCUCAGUGCUCCUUGACCUGCUGGAGGAGGCUGGUCCUGCUGCCUGGAAGCACUUUGUGCAGUCUGUCUGCAUGGAGUAUGACCUGCCCCUGGAUCUGGAGGUCCUGCUCAUGAGCUCUGCGGGAGAAGGUAACUUCAGCCAGACAGAAGAAUCAGGCACAGACACGAGAGCCCAGUCAUCUGUGCCAACAGGGUCUGCUCGCCGCCGCCGUUGCAGCAGCUCUGGGAGUGACAAAGAUGCCAAACAGCGACAACUGGAUGCAUUUGUGAAGUACCGGCAUCUCCUCAUCAAUUCUGUCCGCCAGAGAUACAGAAGCAGGAGAGCAGCAGAAGCAGAGGAACAAACACAGCCACUGCCUUUCAACCAAACCUUUGUCAACGUUGUCAUUCAUCAGAGCAAAGCCCCUCGCUUAAAAGAGAGAACAGAGAAACCCCGAGAGGACAUGGCAGGUGCUCCUGAGGCAGAGGAAUGUGCAGAUACAGCUGUGAAAGUGUCAGAUCUGCUCUGUAGUGAGGCCCCGCCGCACACGACGAAGGUGAUUUUUUUGUUUGGAAAACCAGGUAUAGGCAAGACCAGGCUAAUGCACAGGAUUUGUCAGAAAUGGGCAGAAGGUGUCCUACCUCAGUUUCUCUUCAUUUUCUUGUUUGAGUUUCGGCAGCUGAAUUUGUUAAAAAGAAAAUUGACCCUGAAGGAGCUUUUGUUUGACAUGUUCCUUCAGCCAGAGGACAGCCCUGAUGCGGUGUUCCAGGGCCUCCUGGAGAAUGCCCAGCAGACACUGAUCAUCUUUGAUGGCCUGGAUGAGUUUGCAGCUAACAUGGACGUGUUGUCCUCCUCUAAGAGAGGCCCAGCUCUUAGCUCCCCUAUGUCCAUAUCCCAGCUCUUUGCUGACCUCUGCCACGGGAACCUCCUGCCUGGUUGCACAGUGUUGGUCACCAGCCGGCCUAAGAGGCUACCUGACUUCUUAUUCUAUACAGUAGGUGUGUUGGCAGAAAUUUGGGGAUUUGACCAUGAGAAGGUGGAGGAAUAUGUUAGCCACUAUUUCUGUCAGCAUUCAUUCAGAGAACAAGCUAUUGCUCACGUGAAGAACAGCACCAAACUCCUCAGCAUGUGCCUCAUCCCUGCUCUGUGUAACAUUGUGUGCAUCUGCUUGGAGUAUUUGUUCCUCAAACACCAGAUGAGUGUGGAGCUUCCUCAGACUAUGACACAGUUUUAUAUCAAAAUGUUUCUCAUCUUCCUGAACAAGCAGCAAGGAGACUGUGCAGGUGAUGAGGAGACUCAGCUGAACUGUAACAAAAAGGCCAUUUUGGGUCUGUUUGAUCUUGCACUGAGAGGCCUGGAAGAGAAGAAACUUGUGUUUUAUGUCAGUGAUAUUCCUGAGGAUGUGAAGGAAUUUGCUUCCUUGCAUGGAUUGCUGACUGUCUUUGAGGUGAAGACGAGUGGCACUUGCCCAGAGGUUGGCUAUGCCUUUGUGCACUUGAGCUUGCAGGAGUUUUUUGCAGCACUGUGUCUCAUGGUGAGCAGGAGGGUGGACAAGAACUACCUGAAGAAGAAGUUCUUCUUGAAGUCAAAGUGGACUUUAAAGACUGAGACAAAGACCGAGUUUACGGAGAGUUUUCACAUAUUUCUCUCAGGCUUGUCAUCAAGAGAGUGUAGGACAUUCCUCAUGCUGCUGGCAGAGCAAGAUGAAGCUUGGGUGCAGGAAAAGCAGGAUGUGAUACUGCAGUCCCUCAGGAAACUGGCAGCCACUCAUCUGUCAGGGCCUAAGGUCCUUGAGCUCUGCCACUGCACCUUUGAAACACAAAACCUCGAAGUAGCCCAGCACAUUGGGAGCCUGCUGAAUUUCAAGUAUGAGUUUAAAAACUUCAGACUGACAACGCUGGACAUGUUGGCUUUGGUUUUUGUCAUAAACUCGGGCCAGGAUUUGAUUUGUUUGGAUUUUGCAGGAUGUCUUGUGGACACUGACUGUUUGGAGGUUCUGGCUGGCUGUAAAAAUGUGGAACACUUGAGCUUUCGUAGCAGGAGAUGUGGUGAUGACUUUGCUGCUGCUCUUUCAAAGAGCUUAAAAGGAAUGGGAAACCUGAAGAAAUUAGAGCUGACAGGCGGGAGCAUCACAGCCGAGGGGAUGACUAACUUGGUCCAGGCGGCAUCACAGUGCCUCCAGCUUGAGGAAAUAAACUUGCAGGGCAAUCGGAUUCGGGAUCCAGAAGUGAAGAGGGUGAUGGACCUGUUUUCCAGAAUGGAAAAGCUGAAGAAAGUAGACCUGAGCAACAACCAUCUUUCCUUGAAUGCUGUUCUCAGUUUGGCAAAGGAAGGCAUCGCGUGUCAAAAUGUUACGGAACUGUGUGCCAGGGUGGACACCAUGAUUAUUUAUUUUUCUGGCGCGUCUGAGAAAGCUCAAAGAUCUCCGGAUUUGAAGUUGGAAGGGAAUAAAGAACACAUAAUUCCAACUAGACAUGUGAAUUUAUGCUUGCAGGAUCACAGGCUGUUUUCCCAACAUGCCAAGAUGAUUGUGGCCAUUCUGCAGAGCUGUCCCUGUCUCUCUGAAGUGGAUUUAUCAGGCAACAAGCUUGGAGAUGAAGGCUGCAGUUGUCUGCUGGAAAGCCUCCCCUGUAUAUCAAUUUCAAAGCAGCUGAACCUCAGUCAAAACCGCCUCUCUGUCACUGGCAUUUGCAGCCUGUUGAAGUCAGUAAAUACCUGCCAGAAGGUGAUGGAGCUGCAGGUCAGCCUUUGUCGUGAUACUGCAGUCCUGAGGUUUAGAGAAGACAGGGAGUUUGCUUCCCUUCCUCCUAGGGAAGAGCCUUUGUUCUCUACUGAUGACCAAGAGCAUGGGGAGGAAAACCAGACACCAACCACCUCCCAAAAAAUAAGACUGACAGACUGUAAUUUUCAAGCCAGUGACCUGAAGAAUGUGUGUGCAGUCCUGAAGGAGUGUGGCCACAUCUCUGAGCUGGAUCUAUCACAGAAUUAUCUGGGAGAUGAGGGACUUUUGCAGCUGUUUCAGUGCCUCCCAAAACUGAAAAUGUUACGUUCUCUCAAGUUUAACAACAACCAGAUCUCCCUCAACUCUGUGUUUUUCUUAGCUCAGUCAUUAACUACACUGGAACACAUUAAAACAAUGAGCCUCAGCUUAGGACACACACAGGUGGUUCAUCUGACCUUUUGGGAAAGAGUCAGAAGUACCAGCAGAUGGAGAAGUGGUUCCCUGGCACGUCCCAAGCAGGAAGCAAAAGGACAGUGCUUUAGUCUCAGGGACUGCAGAGUGGGUCUGGAGGAUGUGACCAGGCUGUGCCAGAUACUGGCUCGCUGUCCCCAGCUGACAGAAAUCAAUCUGUCUGGAAAUUCACUGAGUGACCAGAGCAUCGAGAGAUUGCUGAGCUUUCUGCCAUCCCUCUGUCAUCUGUCACUACUGAGUAUUAGGAAAAACUCCUUGUCCCCACGUUGUGCUGUUUUACUCCUCAACUCCAUCAACCUCUGUGAGCGGAUCAGAGUGGUGGAAGUCCGGUCAAGUGAAAAUGCCUUCUUGCAUUUAGGAGCGAGCAUGCAAAGCCAAAAGACAUCCUGCAGGCUGACAGGCUGUGCCAUUGGAGAAGGGCAGGUAGAGGAGCUCUGCAGCAUCCUGGAGCAGCACGGGUGGCUGGCAGAAGUAGAUCUCUCCAGGAAUCAGCUGGGAGAUGAAGGCCUGAGGUGCCUCUUGGACCACUUGCAUCGAGUGCCUGGCACCUGUUCCCUCAAUCUCAGCCAUAAUGGGAUUUCUCAGGAUGGGGUCCUACAUCUCAUAAAUGCCUUUGUCACAUCUGGAAACACCACUGAAGUUCAAGUCAGUUUGUGCUCCAAAGCAACUUUAAUCAUCAAGCUGACAAGCGGACAUGACCCAAGAAAGAUUUUGAGACUGGCAGAGUGCAACUUUCAGCCAGAGCACUUGGAAAAGUUGUUCUUGCUCCUGGAAAAGUGCACCAGUCUGACAGAGUACACGUCCUCAAAUAACAACAUGACAGUCCAAGCUGCAGAAAGACUUCUGCAUUCCCUGAGGAAAGAUCUGGGGCUGCUGAAAAUCAGCAUAGAAGAGCCAUGGGUGUGCAGAGAGAGAGUCGUGACCCUUCUCGAGCUGGCUGUCCAGGCCUCUGGAAACAUUACUGAGAUCACGAUAUGUAAAGACAAAACCCUCUUCCAAUUAGUCAUAAGAUUCCCACACUGCCUGGAGAAGACAGAAUCAGUCGUUAGCAGACUGAGUCUGUGCAAACCAGAAAUGAAGCACUCCUUCUGCCAAAGGCUUUGUGAAAAGUGUGCUCAGCUUCAGCAGCUGAGAUGGUCUCACAUGGAACUCCAAGAGGAUGAAGCAGAAAUGCUAGUCAGGAUUUUGCUGCCCCUUCCAGAGCUGAAGACGUUUGGGCUGACCUCUAGCAGUGUUGCACCAGCUGGAAUUGAUUAUUUGAUCUCAGGCUUGCAGAAUUGCCAGGCCAUUGAAGAACUCAACCUGGGCUACAUGAAACUCAGCAGUGCUGCCAUCCCUGGGCUUGUGCUGGGCCUGUGUGAGAUGCCAUCCCUGAAAAGGCUGAUCUUGAACCACAACAGUAUUGGUAACGAUGGCUGCUCCAGACUGGCAGAAGCCUUGAGGAAAAUGCACAACAUGGAGGAAAUCAAUUUAAGCCACAACGAGAUUGGAUAUCCAGGCCUGAUAAAUCUUGCUGCUGUCCUGCUGGAAAUGCAAAACCUGAAGAAAAUCGACCUUUCAGGGAACUGUCCUAGUCCUGCUGGAGGGGAAAAGCUGGUGGAAGCUCUUGCCCAUUGCAAGCACAUCAAGGAGUUACUACUAUCAAGGAAUGGUUUUGGAGACAGGACAGCAGUGACACUUGCCCUUGGUCUGCCUCACAUGACCAACCUGAAGAUCCUGCACUUCCAGAACAAUAACAUCAGGCAGGCAGGAGGGCUGGAGCUGGCCAGAGCCCUGGUGGUGUGUGGGCUGCUGGAAGAGAUAAGUAUAGCAGAAAAUGACCUUGGGGAACAGAGUAUCCGUGCCCUGUCCGAGGGGCUGCCGUGCUUCAGACACCUCCGGAAGAUCGACUUGAAAUUCUGUGGAAUCACUGAUGAUGCUUCAAAAUCGCUCUCUCUCGGCUUCCGACAGUGCCCUUCCAUGGAGGAGAUAAUACUGUCUUGGAAUGCCCUUGGAGAUGGAGGAGCCCGAGAGUUGGCCACUGCUCUCCCAAAGAUGGAAAAGCUGAAGGUGUUAGACCUGGAGAAAAACCGCAUAGGAGCCUGUGGGGCCACAAAGCUCGCGGAGGAACUUGCCACCUGCCCAGAAAUUGAGUCCAUAAGGCUGUGGGGCAAUCCAGUGCCCAAGGGCCUUCCUGAGGCUUUGACAAGCCAAGACCCAAGACUGUGUUUCUCCUUCAGCUAGAAAAGAAGACCCUUGGCCUAACUAGGAGUUGCUCUGUCUGCUACUGCCCUCAAAACUGCACUGAAGAACCAGGAACUCAAAAGUUCCUACAACUGAAAGCUGUAAAUAUUGGAUCUUUCUUUGCUGCACUGAACCAAUUGUGGACACUGGGGUGUUUUUGUUUGGUUUGGGUUUUUGUUUUCUUUGUUUCUGUUGGGGUUUUUGUUUGUUUGUUUUGUUUCUUGUGAUCUUUUAUUGUACAGAAGAGAAAAAUACUGUAAGUAACUGCUGCUAAGCAGGCAGUAUGGUAUUCUUGAUGUAAAAACACUGAAACUCUCUUCAAGAGAAUAACUUUCCAGAAAGGUAUUAGCAAAUAGUGAUAAGAAUGCUUAUGUACUAGACAUUAUUUAUUUAUGUAUUGCCCUACAAUGAAAGGUUCACCAUCACCUCCAUCCAAGCUUCAACUUCAGAUUAGAAGUUCAAUACUUUUAGUCUUUAUUUUGAGAGAGGGGCAGUGAGUGACAGAAAGAAUAGACACCAUACAGUCACAAAAAAGCAGAUAUAAGGUUUUCUCCGAGCUGUGAGAUUUUGGAGUCACCCUCCUUGGAAGUGUUCAGAAAAUGUGUGGAUGUGGCACUUGGAGACAUGGUUUGGAGAUGAACGUGUUGAUGCUGGGUUAAGGGUUUGGCUCAGUGAUCUUAGAGGUCUUUUCUAACCUUAACCCUUCUAUGAUUGCAUUAUUCUAGGAUGAGAUGCACUUUCUCAGGCAUUCAGAAAGCCAGAAAAGUAUUUAAUUAUCCUUAAUCAAGAUUACAACACCUGCAGGAUGUUGCAGUAAAAGAAUACACAUCCUCCAGGAGAGAAUGUAAAAUUAUUUACAAAAUUGUAAAUUGUUGACAUUGUUACAGAGGAACUCCAACAGGCUGCUUGAAAAUCAUCUGUAACUGUGUGAGAUUCCUCUAUGAUUUUUAGGGAAAAAAAAACAUAGAAUCACAGAUUGAAUUGGAAGGGAUCUUAAAGACCUAGGUCCAACACCCCUGCCAUAGGCAGGGACACCUUACACUAGACCAGGUUUCUCAAAGCCAGGUGACCUUGAACACUUCCAGGGAUGGGGCAGCCACAGCUUUUCUUGGGAGAAGAAAAAAAAAGGAUAAGAAAAAAAUUAGUAUUUGGUUUUGUUUUCUUCAUAUCAACCUCCUUUUCACAAAGAAUUGCCUCUGUUUUGUGGAAAAAAAUAAACUUCAAGACAUUUGAAAUUUCAAGUCAUUGCCCAAAAAUGAUCAAUGUUUAUACUGUGAUAAAAAUGCUGAUAUUACCAUAAAUUUCAAUGAGAAACAUUAAAGAACUGAGGUUGUAAAACAACUUGUGAGCAAACCAACUGCUCUAUGUGACAGGAAUGUGCUA
Molecule: messenger RNA, 7434 nt
Organism: Vidua macroura (Pin-tailed whydah)
Lineage: Eukaryota; Metazoa; Chordata; Aves; Passeriformes; Viduidae
Gene: NLRC5
Product: NLR family CARD domain containing 5
Biological process (GO): inflammatory response; positive regulation of MHC class II biosynthetic process; positive regulation of MHC class I biosynthetic process
Molecular function (GO): protein binding
Source: RefSeq, a predicted model, not a curated record